CUUCAGCACUGCCUACCAGUGUAUCUACUACUCCCCAGAGCACACAGCCAAAGCUCAGGAGGUGCUCAGCACUGUGAGUCUCCUCCAGCCGCUCAUCACCAGCUCAGCUGACCGACUCCUCCAGGCAGCACAGGAGCACACCUCCUCUGGAAUGAGGGACGCACUCAAGAACCUGUCUGACAGGACGGAGCAAUUUGUCCACACACUUAAGGAUGAAUUGGUCAAGAGUGCACUGCUGGCGCUGCACGCUGCACGGCCGGGCUACGUCUCCAAGAGCCAGAAGCAGACGCCGUUGCAAAGCCAUCAUCAUCAUCAUCAGGGCCAAACUGGCCAGAGCGGUGAUCAGAAUCAGAGCCCGGUCCAGGGACUUCCAGGCCACAGUCCAGCCUCACCGGUCACCGAGAGCCCAGUGGUGUGUAAUAAUGUGGAGGCAUCAGAGGUGGAAACUGGGUCACUGAAGCACCAAGACUCAAUACCACAUCAUAAGGAGUACGAUGAGGAGGAAUGGGUGACUGGAAGGAGCAGCUGUGCCCUCUGGUGUCCAGAUUAAAGGAGUGUGUGUUGGAGGUUGUGGAGAAGGCAAAGAGAGCCAUGACCUUUGUGCUCCUGCAGGAGGCAGCCUGCAGCACACCUCAAGGUUUCCUCCUCCAGCAGAGGAGAGAUGUAGUCUUCAGUCAGGCACUGGCGGCCUUGAUCUGUGGCUUUGUCAUGAAGUUGUAUUCAGGACUGCAGGACAAAGACUUUCUGAGGCAGCUCCACCUCGUCGGCCUGGUGGCCCAGUUUGAGAGCCUCCUCAGCACCUACAGUGAAGAGAUCGGGAUGCUGGAGGACAUGGAGGUUGGAAUCUCUGACCUGCAGAACGUCGUCUUCAAGGUCACCGAGGCCAAGACGGACGAGCUCAGUGAGCUCCAGCCUUCAGUGUGGGGUCGACGAGACCACUUCACUGUAGAAGUGCCAUUACCACAAGUGAUUUUCCAGACCUUGCCGGAGGAGGUGAAGGAAGGCAAGCCUCUGCGAGUAUUCCCGCUGCUUUUUAACGUGGGCAUCAAUGAACAACAAACUAUAGCUGAGAGGUUUGGAGAUAUCUCAUUACAAGAAAGAAUAAACCAGAAGAACUUUGAGAUGUUAGAGACCUAUUAUAAAAUAUUAAGUGAACAGGUGCCACUAGAAUGUCUACCAUGUUUUCAGACGCAGACCGACAUAAAGGAAUUACUUGAAACCCUAGGCCAGAAUGUAGUCUCAAAGAAGAGAAAGAAUGUGGAAAUACUAUGGAUUGCUGGAACCAUUUGCCGAAGGUUAAAUGGUAUCAGGUUUACCAGCUGUAAAAGUGCCAAAGACCGAACAUCCAUGUCUGUCACCUUAGAGCAGUGCACCCUCCUGAGGGACGAGCACCAGCUCAGCAAGGACUUCUUCGUACGAGCUCUGGGCUGUAUGCGGAGUCGUCUUACCCAGGGGGACACUGGGCAGUGGGAGGACCUCGAGGCUGGCGCCACAACAGAAAACAAACCAGCGUCUCGACACUUUUAUCCUAUUGCGCUGCUGCUUGUUAGCUCUCACUUACUGGUUGUGUGGCUCAUAUUAAGUCUCGUUUUUCUGCUUGCAAAAUAUCAAUAAACUGCUGACAAUGUUG
Messenger RNA from Austrofundulus limnaeus, 1630 nucleotides. RefSeq names its product type II inositol 3,4-bisphosphate 4-phosphatase. Gene Ontology annotation, molecular function: phosphatidylinositol-3,4-bisphosphate 4-phosphatase activity. Gene Ontology annotation, cellular component: cytoplasm. The record is from RefSeq and is a predicted model, not a curated record. Lineage: Eukaryota; Metazoa; Chordata; Actinopteri; Cyprinodontiformes; Rivulidae.